AUGGCAUUGCUCUACUCCUCCACCAGCCUUCUCCUCCUCCUCCUUCUUGUUGUGCCCCUGUCCCAGGCUGCAAACCAGUCCCCGCUGCCCGCCAGCCCCCUGCCCGCCGUCCCCACCCUGCCCCUCCUGCAGGCCCUGCAAACGCGGGCACCUGGCAGCCCGGGCUGGCGAGCGGGGCCAGCCAGCGGGCAGCCCCUGCGCUACAUGCUGAACCUGUACCGCCGUGCCGCCGACCGCGAGGGCCGCCCCCGCCGCGGCCGCAGCCUGGGCACCAACACCGUUCGCCUGGUCCAGGCCAGUUCCCACGGGGAUCAGCCCUGGGCAGGCCGCUGGUAUGUGCAGCCCCUCACCUACCGCCUGGAGAGCCAGCCUGAGGCUGAGCACCUGCUCAGAGCCUCUGUGGUCUAUCUGCCCAGCCUGUCACUGGCCCAUGGUCGCCUUCUCUGCGCUCUGGAGCUGGUGACAACCGGCGAGGCACCUGGGGUGCUGCUCAGCCCUGCCGCCCGUCCCCGCCAUGGCUGGGCUGAAGUUGACGUCACCCCUUACCUGGUCCUGGGGAACAGCAGCACGGGGAGCCUGGCACUGCGGCAUGUCUGUGUGCAUGCUGGCCGAGCAGGAGGCCACGAUGCCCCGGUGGCCCCCAGUCGCCCUUUCCUCCUGCUCUACCUUAAUGACACCCAGGCAGGGUUGGCACCUCCGGCAGCAGAGCCCCACCGGCACCGGCGUGACACAGGGACGUUGGCUCAGGACCUGCCCAACUACCUGCGAGAGCAGGGAGGGGAUAAGAAUGACUGUUCCCUGCGCCCCUUCUCUGUCAGCUUUGCACAGCUGGGAUGGGACCACUGGAUCAUCGCUCCCCACCGCUACAACCCCCGCUACUGCAAGGGUGCCUGUCCCCACCUGCUCCGCUACGACUACCACGCGCCCAACCACGCCGUGGUGCAGAGCUUUGUUCAUCAGCUGGUGGACGCCAGCGUGCCCCGGCCCUCCUGUGUGCCCUACCGCUACAGCCCCAUCAGUGUCCUCAUGAUUGAGCGCAACGGAGGCAUCCUCUACAAGGAGUAUGAGAACAUGAUCGCAGAGUCCUGCACCUGCCGGUAA
This is a messenger RNA of Myiozetetes cayanensis, 1101 nucleotides long. It is a transcript of the gene BMP15, whose product is annotated as bone morphogenetic protein 15. The transcript is spliced from 2 exons. The record is from RefSeq and is a predicted model, not a curated record. Lineage: Eukaryota; Metazoa; Chordata; Aves; Passeriformes; Tyrannidae. Gene Ontology annotation, biological process: BMP signaling pathway; SMAD protein signal transduction. Gene Ontology annotation, cellular component: extracellular region. The coding region runs from base 1 to 1101 and encodes 366 amino acids. Gene Ontology annotation, molecular function: cytokine activity; growth factor activity.